Molecule: messenger RNA, 7619 nt
Organism: Phycodurus eques (leafy seadragon)
Lineage: Eukaryota; Metazoa; Chordata; Actinopteri; Syngnathiformes; Syngnathidae
Gene: kcnn1a
Product: potassium intermediate/small conductance calcium-activated channel, subfamily N, member 1a
Exons: 9
Coding region: 6-1772 (588 amino acids)
Biological process (GO): potassium ion transmembrane transport
Cellular component (GO): neuronal cell body; plasma membrane; neuron projection
Molecular function (GO): small conductance calcium-activated potassium channel activity; calmodulin binding
Source: RefSeq, a predicted model, not a curated record
ACCACAUGCACACACACAGACACGCAGCCACAACCGAGAAGAAGAAGCUGAGCCAUGCUGGAUCCAAGCCCUCCCUCUCCGAGAGCAGCGGCCGACUCCCUCAGAUAGCCAUGAACACCUGCAAGUACAAUGGCGGCGUGGGGAGACCACUCGUGGGCAGUCUGGCGUCCUCGUCGCGCCGCAACCUCGCGGAGCUCGACUCGGAAACGCAGCCCCUGCAGACGCUGCACAGCUCUGGCCUGGAGGUGGUGGUGUCCAAGGGUAAUGGCGGCGAAGACCCCAGUAAGGCAUCCAAUGAGAGCCUGGUCAGGGAGGGCAGUGGGCGUGGCAGAGGCAGGGCGCCCCAGAAGAAAAACAGGGACAUUGGCUACAAACUCGGCCACCGGAGGGCACUGUUCGAGAAGCGAAAGCGGCUCAGCGACUACGCGCUCAUCUUUGGAAUGUUUGGGAUUGUUGUCAUGGUGACGGAGACUGAACUGUCAUGGGGGGUUUACACUAAGGAAUCUUCAUACUCAUUUGCACUGAAAUGCCUUAUCAGCCUUUCCACUGUUAUACUGCUUGGUCUUAUAAUAAUGUACCACGCACGGGAAAUCCAGCUGUUUAUGGUCGACAACGGCGCAGAUGACUGGAGGAUAGCCAUGACCUAUGAGCGGAUCUUCUUCAUCGUGCUGGAGCUGCUGGUGUGCGCCAUCCAUCCCAUCCCCGGCCAGUACGUCUUCACGUGGAAGGCCCGGCUUGCUUUUACGUACACGCCAUCCGUGGCGGAUGCCGACGUGGACAUCAUCCUCUCCAUCCCCAUGUUCCUGAGACUCUACCUGAUUGGCAGGGUCAUGCUACUUCAUAGCAAGCUGUUCACGGACGCUUCGUCUCGCAGCAUCGGCGCCCUCAACAAGAUCAACUUCAACACACGCUUUGUCAUGAAAACGCUCAUGACCAUCUGCCCAGGAACAGUUCUGCUGGUGUUCAGUAUAUCGUCCUGGAUCAUUGCUGCAUGGACUGUGCGCGUCUGCGAGAGGUAUCAUGACAAACAGGAAGUGACCAGUAACUUUCUGGGAGCUAUGUGGCUCAUCUCAAUUACCUUCCUCUCCAUUGGCUACGGGGACAUGGUACCACACACGUACUGUGGGAAAGGCGUGUGUCUGCUUACAGGGAUUAUGGGAGCUGGCUGCACUGCACUUGUGGUUGCAGUGGUGGCCAGGAAGCUGGAGCUGACCAAGGCAGAGAAGCAUGUCCACAACUUCAUGAUGGAUACACAACUCUGCAAACGAGUGAAGAACACAGCUGCCAAUGUACUCAGGGAAACAUGGCUCAUCUACAAACACACCAAGUUGGUCAAGAAGAUUGAUCACGCCAAGGUGCGGAAACACCAACGCAAGUUUCUCCAAGCCAUUCACCAACUCCGCAGUGUGAAGAUGGAGCAGAGGAAGCUCAAUGAUCAGGCCAACACAUUGGUGGACCUGGCGAAGACCCAGAAUGUGAUGUAUGACCUGGUGUCAGAACUCCAGGAGCGCAGUGAGGAGCUGGACAAGCGAAUCGGCACACUGGAGGACAAGCUGGACUCGGUGACGGGCAGCCUGCAGGCGCUGCCCUGCCUCAUCUCCCAAGCCAUAACCCAGCAGCAGCAGGACUUCCUGGACGGCUUUGUUCACCGCUUCCGGCCCGCGUCGCUAGCCUCGGAGCGCUCCGAACGCUCCGAGCGAUCCUGGACGUCCACUACCCGCAGGCGGCGCUCGCCGUCCACUGCACCACACACCUCCUCCGACAGUGGAUAACCUCCAAGACGCACCUUUCCAAAAUCCAUCUCAUCACUUCAUUCUUCUGCUUCUCAAAGAGUCCAUCACUGGACUGAUGAUGAGCCCAUAUCUUGACCUCGCUCUACCCCCAAACCCCUCUCUACCCUCUUAACACCAAUGAGAUCCAAAAACCAAUUUCUAUCCCCCUGUGACUGAGUGUUUCAGCACAGGACUGGAUUAGAGCAACUCCCAGCAGGGGGGGGGGGGGAGGAAAAAAAAUAAAAAUAAAAAUAAAAAAAUUAAAAAAAAAAGAAAUCCAGAAAAAAUAAAAAUGCAUCUGAAAAACAAAAAAAGAAACAAAAGAAAAAGACUGAAAAACCGAGAUAAAGUAGAGAUAUGGUUUAUGUUUUAGCCAUUGUAUGGCUGUUCAAGUUAGCUUUUUUGUAAAAGCCCUUAAAAAUUGAGUUCAGGGUCGCUGGGGUGAGAGCUGGCUGUCACACCGGAGAGUCCUUAACCACCAGGGGGGAUCAGUGUGGCCUACCUGUCGGAGGGCGUCUGCUGGUAUCUGGUGAGGAGGGUGAGACAACAUUUUGGAUUUCCCUUUCAAAAGACUCGUGUCAUGGAUUCUUUCCCGUAGGUUAGGGCAAAAGCUGUCGGUGAGGCUGAACGCGCGGACUGGAGGUCAGUCAGUGUUGGAGACUGCACUAAAGCGGAGAGGAGAAAAGUGUUGCACACAAGCGGAGAAAAGGGGGAUGGUAUGGCAUUACUACUGGGUAGGAAAAAUUUACACUAUUGCCAACUUCAAGGUUUCAGCUUCCUUGUUCUUAACAAGAAAAAAUGAGAGCGACUAUCUUUUUUAGUUACAUAUUGACGUGAUUUUUCAGUGCCUGAAUGUAUAAAUAGUAGAGGGUUAUUUAAUUACUAAUUUCAGAGCUUUUUUACGAUGUUAACAGUCUGACUACAGCAUUGCAUUCCCUUUUCAGAUACAUUCCUCUCCAAAUUUCAAAAGAAAACAUCUUAAAAUGAUGCAUAACAUUGCCUCCAUUAAGCAACCUUGUUUUGAAAACCUUUUUCUUUUCUAUUUAUACUAACACCGUGUAGGGGGGGGAUGUUCAGAGAGCGAGCGAACGUGUGUUUUGUGUGUGUUUGUAUGACUAUGAGUUCACUUUUUGGCUUGAUGCUGCACACCCAUACACAACAGUGGGAAAAUGUAGUGUACCUUCCACAGCACCACUAAUUAGAGCACCCUGUACUCUCCAGAUAAUGGCAUGUCUUGAGGGCUGCUGGUGUAAAUGGGUUAAAGUGAGAAAGGAAGAAAAAAAACAAAAACAAAAAAAAAAAAAAAACAUCCUGUCCCCAUGCAUGGUUCUGUGCAAAAAUGACAGAUUAACGUAUUGUUCCUUGGAUGGCUUGCUGAAGUAAGAAGAUUUGGAUUUUUAAUCAUGUCCACUAUUUGACUGUUUUUUGUUUGUUUGUUUUUUUUGUCACCUUUCUGUUUUUUUCCACUGAAAUUUCCUUUUUAUAGCACCUAGAGAGUUGCAGUAAAUGUGAUUCUGUAAUGCAGUCCCUGUUUAAAAUUAUGAGGCGAAGGAAAACCAUGAUUACAAAAAACAGUUCUGAAAGGAAGCAAAUAAAAGUGCUGAAGAAACUUUGAUGGGUACAGAACACUGAUUGGUCCCACUGCAAUUUUAAAGAAAAAAAUUCUAAACAAAGCUGCGCUGUUUUGCUGGGAAUUCAAAUGAGUACAUUGACACCAACUAAGAAAUGAGAGCUUAGCACUGAUAAGUUUAAAACAUCCACCUAGUAUAAAUUGAGAGAAAAAAAACAAUUAUUAUUAUUUUAUAUUUCAAAAAACAAGAUCAUAUUUUAAGAGUGGCAAGUAUGAGUCUAUUUGCAUUUCUCGGCCAAGCGCUGUCAAGUAUUGGGAGUCUUGCUGGUUGCCUAGCUACCACACAGUCAUGUAAGAAAGGAUUCCCAUUGGAAUGAAUGAAAUCAACAAGAGGAAAUUAGUGUGGUAGUACAAGACAAGUCUCCAACAUCUGUUGUUUUAUUUAUCAAGUCAAAACAACGUUUAUUUUUUUUAAAUAUUGCUCAGUGGCACACUGCUGUUUUUAAAAUCCUUCAAAAAUGUUUACUGCAAUUGAAGUUACUUUAAAAGGCAUGGUGUGAUGCAACUUAAAUUUGGAAUGAGUAGUUUUCUAGUGAAAAAAAAUAUAGGAAUUUUAGUAAUGUUUUCUAUUGCACAUAGAAUAGAACCUUCAAAGUUGAACACAAUAUGUUCUGUUGACUUCCAAGUACUGUAGUUGUCAUUGUAAUGUAACCCUUAUGAGGUGACAAAGGGGUGGAAAAUUAUCUUUACUAUACUAUCUUUCCAGAAGGUUUCUGGAAAAUUUCCAUGGGAAGUUAAGAUGGGAAAUUUUGGAAAUAUUCAAAAUUAGAAACUUUCCAUGGGGAUAAACUUUUUUUUUUGGGUCAUCAGCAGGCAUCCAUGCAAAAUAGGUAGCUCUCCUUGCCCACAUGUGAGGGAAUUAUAGUAACUUAAUUGCUUCAUUUUCUCCCCCCUUAACUCAAGUAGCGGCAUAUCUCUAGCUUGCUGGUAUUUAACAUUUUGGUGCGCAACACAAAGCAAAAAAAUUAAAAUUGACCAAGCGACGGCUCGUAACUCAAAAAUCACAUAAAUUGGGGCACUCAAUAAAUUGGGGCACUUUUCUUGUUUUCGUCAGGCUUAUGCGCAAAUACUUGUAUUUUCCCCAAAUAUAUUAACAUUUUGUAUUCGCAGCCAACAUUCAAAGUUGUACAUCUCUGGUUUAUUUCUGUUUAAUAUAAUGCAUUCACAUUAAUUCCCAUGGAAAGUUUCCAACUUUGAAAUUAACAACCUAGGUGAUGACAUCACAAAAAUGUUUAUCUUUUCGCUGCUCACCUAGCUGAAUCCUCACGUGACAAAACAAAUCACGAUGGCUUGAAGGCCAAAUUUUAUUUUUUGGGGUUGACCCCCAAAUUGUGCCAAUUAUAGGGUGUUCAACUUUGGAUAUUCUACUUAUUUGAAGAGCCAGCAGAGAGAGUUAGUUGGUUGGGGGCAAGCAUGCUGUCCUUUGAAUGCUAGGUCAUCUUAAAAAAAGGACUUUACUAUUAAAAUUAUCGGUGUGGCAUUUCAGCUCAUCAUUUAUUAUUUUGUGAAUUUUAUUUUGGGCCAUGUUUGGGCGGUACCCCACCUCAGUUUAGUCCAGUGAGUCAUUUUGGACCCACCAUUAAUUUAAGAACAUAUUCAGUCCUCUAUGAGUGCAACCUAAUUAAGCAUGAAUAUUUGCUUUUUUUCUGCCCCCCGUUCAGUUGAUGAAGCAUGACUCUUUCCUGUGCCCACCUCGAGCCCCCAUCUUGUACAGUGCUACCCUCCUCUGCCCCAUUCCGUACGAAAGGAUCCAUCCCGUCAUUACGGCCUCCUUUUUCAAUCAAUGUCAUCCAAUUACUUAUGACGGCUAAUGGCAGGCGGCUUGAUGCGACCUAGUUUGUCUGUUCAUGUCUCAUGGUUCAAUCUCUUUAUUAUGUCGUGAGGUUUAGGCUCGUGUUUGUCAUCUUUCAUCAUUAGGAAUAUGAGUCACACAAAGAGGCUUCCAAAAUGGCCUAUGGCAAAAACCUUGAAUAUAAAAAAAAUAACUACAACAGCAGGGUAACACUCGGGUCGUGCUUGGUGAGUGUGUAAUAUUUGGUUACACAGGGUAGGAUGGUCUGAUGGUGUCAUCACACUGAAUAAAGAAUACAUAGAGCUGAGACAUGAUUCAUAAUUUGCACGGCAGAAGAGGGCAGGUUUUAAAUUGAACUAAUACAAAAUAAUAGCUAAACACAAAUGUGGAAUUUCGGAAUAUUUUCCAUUUUAAACAUUUACAUGUGCAUAUCAAUACAUUUGAAUAUUAGAGAAGCUCAUUUCAUUCACAGUAUUUGAAACUCAUGUACUAUAUAGAUUCAUUAAACACACAGGCCAAUACUUACCUAAUUUCCAUAUUAAAAAUCUUUUGGAUUGUUUUUUCUUGAGAUUAGCUAAAAUUAUAAAAAUCAUGGAAUAUUUCACUUUGCGCGUAAUGAAUACAUAUCAUAUAUGAGUUUCACUUUUUCAAUUGAUAUACUGAAAUAAAUUGUUUUCCACAAUUUUACAAUGUAUUGAUCUACUGAUGAAAGUACAAGCCAGGUUCUGUUGUGUUGCACUCUUCACUUUGUUACAUACAUUGGGUAUAAAAUGUUUACACACCCAUGUCAAAACGCCAGCUUUUUUGUAAUAUUAACGAUGAAACAAAGAUUAUUUCUUUCAAAAUGUCAUUCUUAAUUUCAUUAUUUUUCCACAAUUACUGUGGCCUAUAACCUGUACAACAAUUUUUUUAAAUGACAUACUGAGAUAAUGCGGUUGCACAACUCUGCACACCCUCAGAACUGGGGCUGUGAGUGUGUUCAGAACAAACCAAUCACAUUCAAACUCAUGUUUAGUGGAAGUCAGCACACCUGUCACCAUUUAGUGCGCAAGUGCUUCUGAUGAACUCUAAGUUCAGAUGUUCUUGUAGGCUUUUCCUGACACCUUUUUUAGCUUUUUUAGCAGAGGCCUGAAGCUUUUGUGCUCAAUCUGACUGCUUUGGAACUGUUUAUAAUUACCUCCACCUUGACAAAGGCCCCAGUUCCGGCUGGAAAAAAAUAAAAAAUAAAAACAGCCCUAAAGUAUAAUGCUGCCACCACCAUGCUUUAUUGUAUGUAUGGUGUUCAUUUGUUGAUGAGCAGUGUUGUGUUUGCGCCAAUUACCUGUAUGGCCAAACAGUUCGGAGCAGAACACAUUUUCCCACAUGUUUUGGAGAUUUCAAUUGUGUUUUCUUUUCGCUGUAAGAUAAGGCUCAUGUCUUGCCACACUACCACAUAGCUGAGACAUAUGAAGAAGAUGGAGGACUGUUGCCGUCGGCCUCUUGGCAACCUCUCUCACCAGUUUUCCUCUCGUCUUGUCAAUUUGGGAGGCAUGUCGAGUUCUUAGUAGUCUCACAUGACCAUCUUUACUGUGUUCCAUGGUAUAGAGUAUUUAAUGACUUUGGAAUUCUUUUGUACUGUUCUCCUGAUUGAUACCUUUGCAUAAUGACAUCCUUCUGAUGCUGUGGAAGCUCUCAGGGGAACAUAGCUUGUGCUGUAAGACGUGAUUUCAAAAAUGUCUGGAAAAGCCUACUAGAACCACUGAACUUUAUUUGGGGUUAAUUAGAGGCACUUUAACCUUUGGCAGGUGUGUGCUGACUCCCAUUUAACAUUAGUUUGAAUGUGAUUUAAUUCUCAACACAGCCACAUCCCAAAGGGUGUGCACACUUAACCAACCACAUUAUCUAAGUUCACCCCCCACCCCACCCCCACUCAAAGAGAUGUAUUUUUUCCAUUUGAGUAUUACAGGUGAUAGUUCACAUUAAUGGUGGUUUUUGAAAUAAUUUAUCUUGGUCUAAUUUUUUUAUAUCACAGAAACGUGGCAUUUGAACAGGGGUGUGUAGACUUUUUAUAUCUACCGUAUGACAUACAAAGGUCUGCCAAACGCUAUUUCAAAAUUGUAUAGCUGGCCAAUUUUCUCUUCUUGAAAACAGCAAACAUUUUAUAGUGAAGUUGAUGGGCUUGUUUUAUGGUAUUUUGAUGGUAUUAGAUAAGAGAUCCCAGUCUUUUAUCACCCUGAGAAGAAAGCAACACACCUCUAUUGAACAAUAACCCUCCCCAAAAUGAAAUGUAACCCAUCUAUUGUUCUGUGUACAUUGCCUCAUGAUGCAUAAUGUACGUGGUAGCACUGGAAUAAAUCAAUGUUCAAUGAUGGCAAAAGGGUUGAACAUGUUCUCUGUAUGCACUGUGCUCAUUUUCAAUUUCGCAGGUCAACUGUUGUCCUAGCAA